Molecule: messenger RNA, 2753 nt
Organism: Acanthochromis polyacanthus (spiny chromis)
Lineage: Eukaryota; Metazoa; Chordata; Actinopteri; Pomacentridae
Gene: cd82b
Product: CD82 molecule b
Exons: 9
Coding region: 141-908 (255 amino acids)
Cellular component (GO): membrane
Source: RefSeq, a predicted model, not a curated record
UUUCCCAGACACACACAUACACGGAUAGACACGGACAAACACACAUUCAGUUUCUCACCAGACUCUUGAGACACACAGGCAGCAGCGGAGAAGACGAACCGAGACCUCAGACAACUGGGAGCAAAUCUAAAAGCACCACCAUGGGGAAAGGAUGCAUCACGGUUACCAAGUACUUUCUAUUCCUCUUCAACCUCCUCUUCUUUAUCUUUGGAGCACUGAUCAUGGGAUUUGGACUGUGGGUUCUCUUCGAUAACCAGAGCUUCAUUGCUGUUCUACAGGAAUCGUCGCACACUGUGAAAGUGGCUUCGUACAUCCUUAUCGGAGUAGGUUCCCUGUCGAUGGCCAUGGGUUUCUUUGGGUGCAUUGGAGCCAUCUAUGAAAUCCGUUGUCUCCUGGGUCUGUACUUCACCUGCCUCCUGCUCAUCCUCAUUGCUCAGAUCACUGCUGGAGUUCUUAUCUACUUCCAAAGAGAUCGGUUGAAACAUGAGAUGUCCAACAUCAUAAAGGACUUGAUCAUCAACUACACCGGCGAGAACAGGACCACAGAGCACACCUGGGACUACAUUCAGAAGACGAUGAAAUGCUGCGGAUGGACAGGUCCAGGCAACUGGUCUCAGAACCUUUUGAUCAGUAACGGCACCAAGCUCUACUCCUGCUCCUGUCGCAACGAAUCGCUGCCUGGCACCGAAGUGAAGAGUGUGGGCCUGUGUGAGCACCUGUUGUCAGAUCCACCUGUCUAUCAAACGGGCUGCAUAACCAGCGUGGAGAAAUGGCUCCUGGACAAUUGUGGAGUUAUUCUGGGAAUCUGUGUCGGUGUGGCAGUUGUGGAGCUCCUCGGGAUGAUCCUCUCCAUGUGUCUGUGCAAGAGCGUCGUCCAGGAGGAUUAUACCAAAGUACCGAAGUACUGAGCUGAGGACAGAGCAGCUUCACUUCACACACAGAUGGAUGGAGUCUCCCUCUCUCUCCUUGCCUCGCAUUCUUACCAACACAAAUUAAGACAGCUGUCGCCACCAUUUGAGCUUCUCAUGUCCUCGCAGCUGUGCAAAUUUCUCACACCCCACAUGUCCCACACACACACACACACACACACACACACACACACACGCACUCUCAGUUAAGCUUGACACACUUGUUGGACCUAAGUUGACAAGUUACCUUAUCUUUGUCUUAUCAUUUGUGUUUAUUUUAAGGAGACAUUUCUAAUAUUUUGGUGGACGCUGAAGAAUUUUGUGGUUUGAUACUAUGCAAAUGUUCAUUUAUAUGUCGUCUUUUCUUCUCGACUGACCUCAGUGAAGCGCUUAACAUAGUGGUAGAGAGAGCACUUUAGUGAUAUUCGGCGUCUUCUGACUGCAAGGCAGGAAGAUGAGAGGGAAGCGGGAGAGUGUGGGUGGGUGCAUGUUAGACCCAUCUGAAGGAUUAAUGCCACUCUGUGAUCCUACAUCUGGUAUUUUUGGUGCAGAGGGUGGAGGGAAGGCCCAGGGCAGGGCUUCUGUGGUGAAGGUUUUGGCUUCUGUCGUCAGCUCCUCGUAGGCAGUAGCCCUGAUAUUACCCUCGUUCACACCCACCGCUACCACCUCCUCCUCCCUGCCGCUAUCCAUCAUCUGUUAGAGUCUAUAAAUCAUGUUUCUGACUUCCUUUUGGGUGUGUACGACUGGUAACCGGUAGCUCUUCAAAAAGGACCAGUUGUGCAUGAAGUAAGUGUGAGUAUGAUGUGUUGAGUGAAUAUUUUAUUUCUUUUUGUUCCUUUUUAUAUUCUUAUGUCAUCUGUUUGUUUUUUUUGUUUUUUUAAGAAUUGUAUAUAUGACUUUGGUUAAGGGCACUUCAGUGCUUUGUCAGCGUUUUAUAUGAGAAAAUCUUUCACCCACAUGCUCUUGUUUUGAGAGUCCUAUUGUUCUUUGUUUCCUCUCUAUUGUUUAUGAAGUGGAGAAUAUGGCUGCCACAGCAGCUUGUCAGCACUAUUGUGGUCUGAAUCAGAGAAAUUGGAACCCUGAGUGAAUCUGUCAUCACUCUUAAAGCCAUAUUUUCAUUUCUUGAACAUGGCAUGUUUGUGAGCAUACAACCAACCACAGCUGCUGCUCCAAACAUCUUUAUUUCUAAAAGUCUUGUUACCUUCAUAGCAGUUACAAAUGAAAACGGCAGCUGUGUGACCACAUUUCAUUUUUCCGUCUCUGCAGGAUUGUUUGUUUUCUGAGAAAUUGUUUUGCCCGGUUUAUAAUAGCCGUAACAAGAGAAGAGAAAAACACGGAUAGUCAACAGCGAUUGCAUUUUCGCAGAGACUGCUGUUACCGACUCUCCAUCAGCUCCUGCUAUCUUCUCUAAAAAUGUUUCCUCGUCCCGUUCGUUAGCCACCUCAUUAUCUCAGUCCUUCCACCUCAUUUCAGAUACACUAUUAUAGCUGAAUUUAUGGCUAAUUUAGUGGGUAGAUUGCACUUUUAUGCGGCUUGUAGUUUCUCAUGCCAUCUCACACGAGUCUUCAAAUCAUGUUCAUCAUGCUGCAGUUAAAAGGGAGGAAACUGACCAUUAAAACGGCAACAGUCGGCUUGUAUUUCAUGAUCUGCCAAAUUGAAACGUUAAUUUAACUUGAUGAAAAAUGAAGGCUUUUUAUUGUUUAAAAUAUUUUGUGUACUUGUUACAGAAAAAAAAGGUUGUGUAGUAGAAAAAACAAUUGUGUGGACCUGAAAGCCAUGUUUAGAGACUAAUUGUUUAUUUCUCUUUAUUAUUGAAAACUAUUAAUAAACCUGAACCCACUAGAA